Prosopis cineraria is the source of this 3499-nucleotide messenger RNA. RefSeq names its product SCY1-like protein 2 A. Gene Ontology annotation, biological process: protein phosphorylation. Lineage: Eukaryota; Viridiplantae; Streptophyta; Magnoliopsida; Fabales; Fabaceae. The record is from RefSeq and is a predicted model, not a curated record. The transcript has 14 exons. Gene Ontology annotation, molecular function: ATP binding; protein kinase activity. Bases 193 to 2982 code for a protein of 929 amino acids.
CAAUGACCGAAGCUACCUGCACUAAUAGACCUGAAACACGGAGAAGGAGAAAGAGAAAGCGAGGACAGAGAGAGAAAGCGAGAGAGAGAUGUUAUACUCUGUCUGAUCUCACAAAUCCAAAUCGUCGGUCUUCUCCUUCUCCUUCCCCUUCUUCUUCUUCAGAAUCCGUAAUUCUUUAGUCAAUUCUCAAAUAUGUCUCUGAACAUGAAAACCCUAACGCAAGCCUUGGCGAAAACCGCGGCGGUCAUCGAGAAGAAGGUUCAGACCACCGUGCAAGAGGUCACCGGACCCAAGGCUCUCCAGGACUACGACCUGCUUGAUCAGAUCGCAUCCGCCGGGCCUGGUCUCGCAUGGAGGCUUUACUCGGCGAGGCCUAAGGAGCCAUCGCGGCAGCAACAGUAUCCCCUUGUUUGUGUUUGGGUACUGGACAAACGGGUACUGUCCGAAGCGAGAAUGCGUGCUGGGCUGACCAAGGCAGCUGAAGAUUCGUUUUUGGAUUUGAUUCGGGCCGAUGCGGGUAAACUUGUGCGAUUGAGGCAUCCGGGGGUGGUGCAUGUGGUACAAGCGUUGGACGAGAGCAAGAAUGCGAUGGCAAUGGUGACUGAACCUUUGUUUGCGUCGGUGGCUAAUACUCUUGGGAAUUUGGAGAAUGUGACCAAUGUUCCUAAGGAGCUCAGGGGAAUGGAAAUGGGACUGUUGGAAGUGAAGCAUGGCUUACUUCAGCUAGCAGAAUCGCUGGACUUUCUGCACAACCAUGCUCAUCUUAUUCAUCGAGCGAUAUCACCUGAGAAUAUUCUUAUCACCUCAAGUGGAGCUUGGAAACUUGGCGGAUUUGGUUUUGCUGUUUCAGCAGCUCAGGCCUCCGGUGACUCGACUAAUCUGCAAGCUUUUCAUUAUGCUGAAUAUGAUGUUGAGGAUUCUAUUCUUCCACUUCAACCGUCACUUAAUUAUACUGCUCCUGAGCUGGUGAAGAGCACUGUUUCUUCAGCUGGGUGGGCUUCUGAUAUUUUCAGUUUUGGUUGCGUUGCUUACCAUUUAAUUGCUCGCAAGCCUUUGUUUGACUGCCACAACAAUGUGAAGAUGUACAUGAAUACCUUGACUUACUUAUCCAGCGACACAUUCUCAUCUAUUCCACCGGAGUUGGUUCCUGAUUUGCAGAGGAUGCUAUCUUCAAAUGAGUCUUCAAGACCAACUGCAAUGGAUUUUACAGGUUCCCCUUUUUUUCGGAAUGACACUAGGUUGCGUGCUCUGCGCUUCCUUGACCACAUGCUUGAAAGAGAUAACAUGCAGAAAUCAGAAUUCUUAAAAGCUUUGUCAGAUAUGUGGAAAGAUUUUGACAGCCGUGUGUUGCGGUACAAGGUCCUUCCACCGCUCUGUGCUGAACUUAGGAAUGUUGUAAUGCAACCAAUGAUUCUUCCUAUGGUUCUUACCAUUGCAGAGUCUCAGGAUAAAAGUGAUUUUGAGAUCACAACUCUUCCAGCACUCGUUCCUGUCCUGAGUGCCGCUGCAGGUGAGACACUGUUGCUACUUGUGAAGCAUGCAGAACUUUUAAUAAACAAGACUAGCCAGGAGCAUCUAGUUUCACAUGUUCUGCCUAUGGUUGUUCGGGCUUUCGAUGACAAUGAUGCUCGUGUCCAAGAAGAGGUUCUGAAGAAAUCUAUAUCCCUUGCUAAGCAACUUGACUCCCAGCUGGUCAAACAAGUGGUUUUGCCCCGUGUGCAUGGCUUGGCGCUUAAAACAACAAUUGCUGCGGUUAGAGUCAAUGCCUUGCUGUGCUUAGGAGACAUGGUUAGCCGACUUGAUAAACCUGCUGUCCUAGACGUCAUGCAGACUAUUCAGCGCUGUACUGCUGUUGACCAUUCUCCUCCUACCCUUAUGUGUACUCUUGGGGUUGCAAAUGCUAUUUAUAAGCGGUAUGGAGUAGAGUUUGUUGCGGAGCAUGUUCUUCCAUUGAUUAUGCCACUCCUGAUAACUCAACAACUGAAUGUUCAACAGUUUGCCAAAUAUAUGCUCUUUGUCAAGGAUAUGCUUAGGAUGAUAGAGGAGAAGCGAGGAGUGGUCGUGACAGAAUCUGGAAUCCCAGAGGUUACUAAACCAUUUCCUUCAGUUAAUGGUCUUCACAAUGAAGUCACCACUAAAACAAACAGCACUGUUGCUUCUUCCACCACCAAGAGCAGCUCUUCUUGGGAUGAAGAUUGGGGUAGCACUACGAAAGGAACUACCACUUCUGCCCAAAGCUCUAUUGCCAAGUCAAGUCCAUUGGUGCCGGGAAUUCCAAUGGUUCAAAUAACAUCCUCUCAGCAUAACUCAUCCUCAUCUGCUGUAUCUAAUCAGCAGCCAACCAUGUCUUGCCCCACAGUGGAUUUAGAGUGGCCGCCUCAUGCUUCUCCGGCUGGUAACCAAUAUUUUGGUGAUUCUGAAAGUCAUGUGAGGUCAACAGGAACAUCAUCUAUGUCUGGUCUUGAUGACAUUGAUCCUUUCACUAAUUGGCCUCCACGUUCUAGUGGCUCAUUAGGUGGAUCUGGAAUUUCCAGCAAUGGUACUUUUGGACCGCCACUGAACAAAAACGGACCUAGUUUAAUGUCAAACACUUCAAAUGCUAUGAAUAAUCAAACCAACAAUAGUUGGCCUUUUAAUCCCCCAAGUUCAGCAGAUUCAAUCGGCCGCUUGAGCCUCGGGAAUUCUAGUUUGACCACUGGUAGUCUUCACAGUGGUGUAAAUUCUCAGAAUUCUCUUGCAUUCUUAAAGCAGAGUCAGGGAUUUCCGGCACCCAAUGUUCCACGCACAGAGAACAAAUCAACAGAUCUUGGAUCCAUCUUUGCUUCUGAUCAGAAUGACCCGAUUGCGCCUAAGCUUGCACCACCGCCGUCAACCUCAGUGGGUAGAGGUCGAGGAAGAGGAAGAGGGAGGGGAGCUGGUUCAAGCAUCAGGUCCACUCAUGCCAGGUCUGAGGAGCCGCCCCUUAUGGAUUUAUUGGGGUAGAUCACUUCUUUGACUGAAUUAGUAGCGUCGGGGCAAUGAAUUACGGUUGAGAUUGUAUUGUAUUUCAUGUGAUCGCUUCUCAAUGCUGGAGCGCUUGGAUUGGAACAUGUUAAUUCUGAAGUGAGGCGUUGCAAAAGAUCAUGCAAGGCAAAGGAUAUGGCCUCGUUCUGUAAAGGUUUGAGUUUUUCCUUUCGUUUCUUUUCUUUCCUUCUCUCUGUUUUUGGAUUAUAAUCUAUAGUGAUCUAGCAACAGUUUGAAUUAUUUUUUCAUUUUUUCCCCUUGGUAGAUAAUAUCAUUUUUGUAUUAUUCAGAAAAGUCCAGUUAACGUGGCCUGGGUUGAAAUAAUAGAGGCAGUCAAUAUAGUUCCACCUGCCAGAAUGUAACCAUAGCACGAAUGUCCAUAUGUCUUGUGAACUGUCAAAAUGAAUCUGUUUUCGCAAUUUUGGCAUUUGGGAUUCAUUUUCAGCUCUCUACAAUAUACUCACUGUCAUGUAUAAUACUUGACUUUGGGGAUUUU